Molecule: messenger RNA, 959 nt
Organism: Capsicum annuum
Lineage: Eukaryota; Viridiplantae; Streptophyta; Magnoliopsida; Solanales; Solanaceae
Product: actin-related protein 2/3 complex subunit 4
Exons: 8
Coding region: 238-747 (169 amino acids)
Biological process (GO): actin filament polymerization; Arp2/3 complex-mediated actin nucleation
Cellular component (GO): Arp2/3 protein complex; actin cytoskeleton
Molecular function (GO): actin filament binding
Source: RefSeq, a predicted model, not a curated record
AGAGUUGUCUAACAAACCGACCUUAGCUCAGUUGGUAGAGCGGAGGACUGUAGUUGUUGCUGAAAUCCUUAGGUCGCUGGUUCGAAUCCGGCAGGUCGGAGUACUUUUUUCAAUUUUGUUAUCCUUCACCUCAGCGCAUUUUAGCAUUCCUUAGCUUAACGUGUACCGGAAAAAAAUUAACUAUAAGACUUACCAAAAUUCAGCUACUGUAUUCAAUUCCAAGCGAAAAUUUGCUUAAUGGCAAAUCCAUUGCGAUUGUAUCUGACAUGCAUAAGAAACACGCUCGAAGCAGCAAUGUGUCUUCAGAAUUUCCCAUGCCAAGAAGUAGAGAGGCAUAACAAACCGGAGGUUGAACUAAAGACAAGCCCAGAACUUCUUCUCAAUCCUGUUACGAUUUGUAGAAAUGAGGCUGAAAAGUGUUUGAUUGAGACAUCUAUAAAUUCCCUAAGAAUAAGUCUAAAGGUGAAACAGACAGAUGAACUUGAAAAUAUACUAACGAAGAAGUUUCUUAGAUUUUUGUCGAUGAGAGCAGAAGCAUUUCAGGUGUUGAGGAGAAAGCCUGUUGAGGGCUACGACAUUAGUUUUCUCAUCACAAAUUAUCAUUGUGAAGACAUGCAGAAGCAGAAGCUUAUUGAUUUCAUCGUGCAAUUCAUGGAGGACAUCGAUAAGGAGAUCAGCGAACUGAAACUGUCAGUGAAUACGCGAGGGAGGCUUGUCGCUACAGAGUUUCUAAAGCAAUUCAUCUGAUGCUUCCUUUUCGUCGUAACUAGAAUAUAUAUUCAUUUUUAUUCCUCUGCUUGAAGCUAUAUAUUACAGAAAUUUUCUUAUUGUUAUUGCAUCAAUGAGAUCUCCCGUUUUCUUCACUUAUGUAAGUUUUUCAAUUACAUUAUAUUAAGACCUUGUAGUCCUAAGGUUAACCUUUGGUUAUGAUGUAUAAAGACUUUCAGUUGAUAUUUGAA